Messenger RNA from Talaromyces proteolyticus, 4626 nucleotides. RefSeq lists its product as uncharacterized. The coding region runs from base 225 to 4595 and encodes 1456 amino acids. The transcript is spliced from 2 exons. Gene Ontology annotation, molecular function: protein binding. The record is from RefSeq and is a predicted model, not a curated record. NCBI's taxonomy places the organism in Eukaryota, Fungi, Ascomycota, Eurotiomycetes, Eurotiales, Trichocomaceae.
UCACUUCUUUAAGAAGUGGUGUUGAACUUAAUGUAGGCCUUUCGAGGACUACAACUCUGUUAAGUUCGUUUUUCUUUUCAUUUACUGAAAUUGUUGAAUUUUGAAUUUCGUCAAACCAUACGCUUGUCAUAUGGUUUGACUGUUUCUGGAUCACGAAGCAGUUUGAAUGCGCUUGGUGCAUCUGCUUUUUAUGCUUGCAAGACACAGUCCUGGUCACGAUUCGAAUGAUUUCAAAUGCUACCGAAAUUAUGGAACAGACCAAAGACCCAUCACUUCCCAGGGAUUUACCAGCUCCGGAUCACUUACCCCAGGAAGAUAGUUCAUUCAUGAGUUUGUCCAUGGCAACGCACAAGGACUCCUCCACGUCAGCAUGGAACUCAGGACGUAAACGAAACAUUUCUAACCCCAAGGAUGAAUCUGCUGUCGACUCUAUCCCCAAAGCCCAUAUAUUCCAAAAUCAAGGAGCUUUCGAAUAUGACCAGGAGAAUUUCGUACCUCACAAAAAACCUAGAUUAGACUUUGACAAGACCCCGUCAGACAGCACCCAUUUACCCAUGGAAGUGUGGCAGCAUGUCUUUUCGUUCCUGGAUCCAAAGACUCUUGGUAUACUUCUACGCGUUAAUAGGACUUUCAACUCUUAUCUUGCCUCUAGUGAUAUACAUCCAGAUGAUACCCCUACCUACGGUGUUUUGAGGCCUGUGAACCCAAUGUCUAUCUGGUCCAAAUCCCGGAGGUUCUUCUAUCCUGUAAUGCCGAAACCCUUGGCUGGUAUGACCGAACUAGACAUGUGGAAAUUGAUCGGAGCAACCAGUUGCCAGUUCUGUAAAAAGAAAGGUUUAAACAAUUCAUCACCAAGAUCUGCCUCUCCUUGGGAACGCGGGCCAGGCCUGGACGGAGUCCGUAUUAUUUGGCCCUUUGGUAUUAGAACGUGCUCACAAUGCUUUUUUGCACGAGCGAAAAAGGAUGUGGAUGUUAUGUUAUCUCCAUUACCUACUUUUCUUCUAGAAGGUCUUGUAUUUGUUCUGAUGACUCCAUCCAUGCACAUGAUACAACCCAUGAUUCUACGAUCUAGACAAUUUCCUCCUGGUUUACAAAUGGACAAAUACUACCACGACUCUGACAUCAAAGGCCUCUUGGAAGAGUUUGAACGCGUCAAGGCUUUUGGAGCGGCGACUCUUGAAGAAUGGACGAAGGGAUUGGGAGGCGAGAGACUGAGGAAGACGGCACAUAUCGCCCGGUGGGAACAAUGGGAGAACAGCGGCGGCCUACAUCAUAUCAAACCUCAAUUUAGUACACCAAUUAACUGCAUCCCACUAACUGGAUCCAGCUGCCAACCGGAAUACCGCGAGGGUCCAGUGGUGGAAAGUGCUCCAUUAUCUCUAACGCACAAAUUGGCCGACAAGGAGGGAUUUCCGUCUGGUUCUAACCACCAGGAUGACCCGUCUCCGGAACCAGCUCUCAAUUUGCCGCAAAGCCGCAGCGAGCGACGUUUACGCGACGUUAAUGAAGCUAAGGCUCUACGAAGGGUAGAAAUCGAACGCCGCUGCUUAGAGUUGAGCCCGCCGUUGACUGCCCAAAUCCUUAGCCAUAUGGACUCCUUUUUAGCGGCAAUACAAAUACCACAUACUUUAUCUGAGAGGGAUUGGGAUGUUUUGAAACCGCGUCUGAUCUCCCAGCGCGAAGGAGCGGAAAAGAAAGAGUCUGACCGUUUGAGACAAUCCCAACUACUUAAGGUCAAGACCGAAGAGCGUCAGCAGGAAGAGGCCCAAUUGAAAGAAGCAAAGGCAUCCCUAGAUCAUGAGUGGGAUGAGGUCCAGCGUCCUAUUCGCGAUGAAUUGAGUCUUUUUGCCGAGGACUUCAUUAAUGAAAACUGGCAAGGUGGGAGUUUGCUUACUAAAGACAAAUGCGCCCAAUUCGCUGCCGAUGUAUUGAUGCAUGUACGGAAUAAGUUUUGUUCUCGUGUGCAACAGGAAGAUGCCGUUGCUCAAGCCUCUGGGGUUCCUGUACAGGCUGAUUCGUCAAGUUUGCUGCCAGCCCGCAAGUUGAUACUGGAGAACAUGAAGUGGGUUUUCGACAAUAAAAUUAAGCCACUCACAGAAAAACAUCAAAAGGAGUUGUUUCUGUGCAAUGGUUGCGACAAUAAUCUUAGAUUUUACGGCUUUGAAGGAGUGAUACAGCAUUAUGCAGCUAAACAUACUACAGCUCUCAGUCGUGGAAAUGUAGUUGUCUACUGGCGCGCUGAAUGGCCUGAGAAGCCACCAUUUCAUCCUAAUCCAAAUGCCGCCAGGGCUCUCAUCCAAGCAAGCUCACAAGGUGGUUUCGCUCAGACCCAUGGCUAUACUGGUCAACAAAAUACAACAAAUUUAUAUAUGGCCACCCCGGAACAACGACAUCGCAUGCUAUCAGACGCACAAUUUCAAUCUCCUCGUUCGUUUGGACAUUCCCCAUAUGCCUAUAUGCAUGGCCCGUUCCAACCGCCGUCACCGAGAAUGAGUCCCUAUUAUGCUACGCCUCACUCUAACUAUGUUUUUCCCACAACAUCUGCCAUGACAACGUCUGCGUACGAUCAGUCAUCGAUGCGCAGCCCGUCUCUCAAUUCUCAUCCUUCUCCGGCUACCUACCAUUCACAUAUGUCACAGGCACUUCAUGCAUACCCCUCACCAGCAUAUGGCCCUUCUUCACUUUACUCUCCAGGUUUACACAAUACCUCUCACGGCAAAGGUUCCGGGGCUGUCUCGCAGUACAUGGAUCCUGAGCGCAUGGAUAGUUAUCAGAAUCAACUCAAUGACAUCGCUCAAAUUUCUCGCGAUGUGUGGAAUGCGACAUCUGGAAUCAAAGAUCUUCCAGCCAGCAUUCGUGCAUUUGUGCUAAUAUACCAUGUCAUUCUGACCGGCAACCGUCAAUUCAAUAUUGACCCUUCCAUCACACUCUUCUCGGAUGGGCUCAAUAACCAUCCUCAAAUGAAGCCGAUGCGCAACCUCAAUGGCCUGGUCUGCAAAUGUUGCGCAGACAAGGAAAACCGGGAUGUGGUCAAUUGUCAUUCACCAAAACCAAAGCUAUAUAGCCUCCCAGCUCUUAUCAGUCACUUCCAGUGGACACAUAUGGAACACUCUAGUCCUAGGUUUGGCACGCACCAAAGUAAAGGCGACUGUGGCUUCGACUGGAGAACAGACAUGAUUUCUCUUCCUAGCGACUCGUCUAUAAGAUCAUCGUUACGUACACCCGGUAUGGACGAUUUUAAACUACAGAUCAUCCUGGAUGCCCUCGAAUCAACAUUCGCAACUCCGUCUACCCUCUAUUCACGGGCGGUUGAACCCAUUCGCUCUUCGGCCACCUUACAUAGAUCUGACUUAGAAUCUCGAUCGAAUCCUAGGCCUGAGCUUGAUGAUCUAAAGGGGAACCAGAUCCAUGAUUCCGAUCCAUACGCAAACCUACCAAGAAGGUCCAUAAAUACAGAGUCAGAUAUAGAAAACAGGGCCAAUCAGUCUAUGCAUGAAAAUAAGUACUGUGAGGAUCGGAAAACUCGUUUCUUCCUUCGCUCUCCUCGCACGGUCAUUAAGAGCGAAAAUGAAUCUACAGAUUCUGCCCUGAUGGAAGUCGACCAGCAGGAGUUGUCAGGCUGUCCGAGUUUCCAUCAGAUUAGAAGACGUGAUUUCCGCAGCCCCCAAUCUCGAUUUGUUAGAUUACCUGAGAACGACCUCCAGAUGAGGAUAUUAGAGCCCUAUGAGGAAUCUCACCCGCUUUCAUCGCUCCGGCCAAAUUCGCGUCCUAUUAAUCAUCGAUAUGCCUGGUUACCAUCAGAUCAAUAUGAUGUUGUGAUGUCAGAUAAUCAGAUCGAUGCAAAAAGACCGAGUGAACCUAGCCGCUAUUAUUCUCUCGACGGUGGUACCGUCUUGAAAGAUGAGGGCCCCCUCACUACAUACACAAAGAAAGAUCAUAUUACAGAAAAGCAGGGCAUAAUAGGACCAUACCCCGAAGAUUCUGCUUCUGGCCAAGAGCAAAUUGUUUACGAAGGUGAAGAAUAUCAGGACUCGAGGACAAACUCCCAAUCCUCUCGCCAAACAUAUCAUUUACAAACACUAGAAGAGCCAGGUUGGCGCCGUGCUUUGGCAGGCGAUGAUAUCAUGGAGCACAGCUUAUACGCUCCUCAGGCAGAAUACGCACCAAACAGGGCUUGGAAACGAAGGAGAGAGGUCAUUCCGGCCAGAGAAAUUGAAGCUCGUCGCCAGAAUCGAGCGUCGGGCUCGCCUGAAAUCAGUUAUGUACCGGUUGGACGGAAGCUCUCGGGUCACUUGGAUGGAAGAAGGCCAUCUAGUCGGUUCGACAGGUAUGAAGCUCAGCGGUAUGAGCCUCUCUCGUCAAGCUCGAGGUCCUCGUCUAUCAAGGACGGACCGCACUCGAGUUCGCAUUUUAUUCGCGACCAGCAACAUACCCAACCCCAGGCUCCGCGCUAUUACAUCGAAGAGUCGGCUCAUCCGUAUGCGAUACUAGGAGCUAAUCAGUCCUUUACACCAGAUGUGAGACGCGAUGUCCAUGGGUACACGAAGACCUUUGGCGGUGAGCAGGCUUACUAUGACACGACAAAGGAGAUGUAGUCCGCAUCCCUAUUACAUGAUAAUAAAACUC